Bufo gargarizans (Asiatic toad) is the source of this 2093-nucleotide messenger RNA. It is a transcript of the gene MAEA, whose product is annotated as macrophage erythroblast attacher, E3 ubiquitin ligase. Bases 254 to 1444 code for a protein of 396 amino acids. Gene Ontology annotation, cellular component: GID complex; cytoplasm; nucleus. The transcript is spliced from 9 exons. The record is from RefSeq and is a predicted model, not a curated record. Gene Ontology annotation, biological process: proteasome-mediated ubiquitin-dependent protein catabolic process. Gene Ontology annotation, molecular function: protein binding; ubiquitin protein ligase activity. NCBI's taxonomy places the organism in Eukaryota, Metazoa, Chordata, Amphibia, Anura, Bufonidae.
UGGUCAAAAGUGGGACGGGCUGCCGGAGCAGGCGCUGGGGCAUUAAUUGUUUUGCUGCUGAGCUGUCAAGUUGAGCAGUGUCGGUCUUUCUGCGCCCGCCCUGCUCCAUUUUUUCCUUUGCGAUUAUUUUGAUUUAUUGCUAUAGCUCUGCCAUAUCGCUGCCUCUUAAUAAUUACCCAUGAUGCCCGGGACUGUGGGCAUGUAGCGUUCAGCUAGGGUUGUCGACCCCUCCCCCUCCACCUUACAGUCCAAGAUGGCGGUCCAGGAAUCAGCUGCUCAGCUCUCAAUGGCUCUGAAGGUUCAGGAGUAUCCAACUUUAAAGGUUCCUUAUGAGACCCUCAACAAGCGCUUCCGGGCAGCACAGAAGAACAUAGAUCGAGAGACGAGCCAUGUCACCAUGGUGGUGGCCGAGCUGGAGAAGACAUUGAGCAGUUGCCCCGCCGUAGACUCUGUGGUCAGCCUGCUGGAUGGGGUGGUGGAGAAGCUAAGUGUUCUUAAGAGGAAGGCGGUGGAAUCCAUCCAGGCAGAGGAUGAGAGCGCCAAGUUGUGCAAGAGACGGAUCGAACACCUGAAGGAGCACAGCAGCGACCAGACAGCUGCUGUUAAUAUGUGGAAAAAGAAGCGCAUGGACCGCAUGAUGGUGGAACAUCUCCUGCGCUGUGGCUACUAUAACACAGCGGUGAAGCUGGCCAGGCAAAGCGGUAUAGAGGAUCUAGUAAAUAUAGAAAUGUUCCUGACUGCAAAAGAAGUGGAGGAAUCCCUGGAACGACAGGAAACCAUGACCUGCCUGGCGUGGUGCCACGAUAACAAGUCUAGACUUAGGAAAAUGAAGAGCUGCCUGGAGUUCAGCCUGAGGAUCCAGGAGUUCAUUGAACUGAUUCGACAGAACAAAAGACUGGACGCAGUUAGACAUGCUAGAAAACAUUUUAGCCAGGCAGAAGGAAGUCAGUUGGAUGAGGUGCGACAAGUGAUGGGGAUGCUGGCCUUUCCUUCAGACACGCACAUCUCUCCUUACAAGGAUCUCCUGGACCCUGCCCGAUGGCGCAUGCUCAUCCAACAGUUCCGCUAUGACAACUAUAGGCUACAUCAGCUGGGAAAUAACUCCGUAUUUACCAUAACUCUUCAAGCAGGCCUAUCUGCCAUCAAGACACCACAGUGCUACAAAGAGGACGGGACUUCCAAAAACCCAGACUGCCCAGUGUGCAGCAAGUCCCUGAAUAAGCUAGCCCAGCCACUUCCAAUGGCACACUGUGCCAACUCCAGGCUUGUGUGUAAGAUUUCGGGAGACGUCAUGAAUGAAAACAACCCUCCUAUGAUGCUGCCUAAUGGAUAUGUCUACGGAUACAAUUCUCUUCUUUCUAUUCGCCAAGAUGACAAAGUGACUUGCCCAAGAACCAAAGAAGUCUUCAACUUCUCCCAAGCCGAGAAAGUCUACAUCAUGUAGACAUCCACGUGCCUCCCUAACCGCUGCUGAAGAUUAAACGGACGGGGGGAGAUCUAGUGUUCAGCAGUAUGACACGCACAACAGGCAGAAGGGGACACCGGGAACCCUAUUCCGUGGUUGCAUUUAGUCUUUUUUUAUUGCGACCAAAGAAUUUAAACAAGCAACAACAAUACGUAAAAACAGCAACAACGUGCAAAAACCGAAAUAAAACAUUUGUACUUUUAGGAAAUUAAAUUGUUUUGAUUGUGAGUUUUUUCGUUUUUUUUUUUGGUAACACAAGCCAAGACUGAAGCUUCUGAAGCCUCAUGGCUACAAGGGUUGCGUUAGUUCUGUGUUAGGUCUUGGGAUCAUAUCCGUACUGCUGCCUUAUUCCUAGCUUUCAGAAUGUACUACUUGCAUAAUACAGUCCUUCCUUCCUAUGUUGGAUCUCUCGACCGCUUCCAGGACCUAUGUUUUUAAGACAUUCACAAGGAAGAAGCCACAGCUCUGUUUGUUUUUAGCAGCGCAGGAUUCAUCUUCAUCCACCGCAGAAGAACAUUUUAGUAUUUCCAAGUCUUUAGGAACCAGUGCUGUAGAAUUUGUAUUUAGUGCUUAUUUUUGCAUGUUGGUGUUAAUUAGCUAAUAAAAAAAAAAGAUUCUAAAUUUGAAA